UAGAGUGCAGGCAGUUGCAUGAAUACUUGGUAUUGAUUUUAGACGCUCUGUUUGACGUGAAGUCAGGCGUUAUCAUAUUUUCCAGCAGCCUCACGGUGAAAUAGCUGCGGUGUCAAGACUGAAGAACAAGGGCAGGGGAUGACAAACACCAGCAGCCACUAUUUUGGGCUCCAAAACACAAGCAGACUAAGACAGAAGCAAACCCCGGAACUUGAAACGAGCUAACAUUAGCUAGCUUUUUGUUGACAGUGUGCGUGCUGUCAAACCAGAACCAGACCUCAUUUAGAGGAGAUGUGGUUAGCCUGCUAGCUACUUAUAGACAAGUAUAAGUGGCUCCUGUUUUAGGACAUUGUCAGACUGGUAUUCGGAGAGAAAUCUCAAAGGAGUUUCCUCUACUUUUAAACACUUGUGGACCUUGAGGAUGGCAUCAAGAGGAGGCUUCACGGGUCCUCCCAUGAAUCCGAAUAUGCACCCUAUGACUGUUGGGCAUGCUGCGGGCAUGAGGAUGCCAGGCAUGCCCCAACCUCCAGCGGGAUAUCCCCGCAGCAUGAGCACCGCUCCUCAAUAUCCACAGCGCUCAGGGAUGCCACCCAGUAGAGUGGGGGGCCCCCUUGGGUCGAUGGGGGGUCAGCUGCCUGGUCCUUCUUACAGCGGUGGGAACAUGUCCAUGCGGCCAGGCAUGGGGCCCCCGAGCAUGGACCCCUCAAGGAAGCGGUUCCUUCAUCAGCAUCAACAGCAGCCAGAGGGGCUGGGAGGCCUCAGACGAGGGCCAAAGAGACGCAAGAUGGCUGACAAGGUUCUCCCACAGAGGAUUCGUGAACUUGUUCCAGAGUCUCAGGCCUACAUGGACCUCCUUGCCUUUGAAAGAAAACUGGAUCAAACCAUCGCCCGAAAGCGAAUGGAGAUCCAGGAAGCCAUCAAGAAGCCCAUAAUGCAAAAACGUAAGCUCAGGAUCUACAUUUCCAACACGUACACCCCAAGCAAGCCUGAGGGCGAGGAGGCUGAGAAGGUGUCCUCCUGGGAGCUGAGAGUGGAGGGAAAACUUCUGGAUGAGCCAGGAAAACAGAAGAAGAAGUUCUCAUCUUUCUUUAAAAGCCUGGUGAUUGAGCUCGAUAAGGAGCUCUACGGGCCUGACAACCACUUGGUAGAGUGGCACAGAAUGCCCACCACUCAGGAGACUGAUGGUUUCCAGGUCAAACGUCCCGGUGACGUCAAUGUCAAAUGCACCCUUCUGCUCAUGCUCGACCACCAGCCUCCUCAGUACAAACUGGAUCCACGACUGGCUCGUCUGCUGGGUGUGCACACGCAGACUCGGUCCAGCAUCAUGCAGGCUCUGUGGCUCUACAUCAAGAACAACAAGCUGCAGGACAGUCACGAGAAGGAGUACAUCAACUGCAACCGUUACUUCAGACAGAUCUUUGGAUGUCCCCGCAUGAGGUUCUCUGAGAUUCCCAUGAAACUGGCUGGUCUGCUCCAGCACCCUGACCCCAUCAUCAUCAAUCACAUGAUCAGCGUGGACCCCACAGACCAGAAGAAGACAGCAUGCUAUGACAUUGAUGUGGAGGUUGAUGACCCACUGAAGGGACAGAUGAACAGUUUUCUGUCUUCUACGACCAACCAGCAGGAGAUCGCUGCUCUUGAGAUGAAGAUUCAUGAGACCAUUGAGUACAUAAACCAGCUGAAGACGGAGAGAGACUUCAUGCUGAGCUUCAGUAAUAAUCCGCAGGACUUCAUCCAGGACUGGCUAAAGUCUCAGAGCAGAGAUCUGAAGUUGAUGACGGAUGUGACUGGAAACCCUGAAGAAGAAAGGAGGUCCGAGUUCUACCAGGCACCCUGGGUACCUGAGGCAGUUGGCAGAUAUGUUUACUCAAAGGUGCAGCAGAGAAGACAAGAACUGGAGCAGGUGUUGGGGAUCAGACUCACCUAAAAUCCAGAGGAGUCACGCCUGAAAUUCAAUUCAUUAAAUGUUUUUUUCUGAUCAAAACAAAUUGGAAAAAAGCUGGAAAAAAAGCUGAAGUUGAAGCUUAGAUGUUCAUAGAGCCACCCUCAUUUUAUCCAGAAAAGCAGCUUCUAAAUAUCUGGUUUAUAUCCCAAUGAUAAUGAAACUACAGCUGAGAAUUUGGGACCAAAGUGCUGAUUUACAUCCUUAAAACUAUGUUUGCCUUGCAUUGUUGUUGUUUUAUUUUUGAGCCUGUUGCCUUGUUUUUCAGUAUGUUCUGCUUAUGGUACAUUUUUUUCUAUAAUGUAUAAAGAAUCGGUGCUGUUCAGGUGUUUGUUUCACCGUUUGUGCUAUUUAGAAACUCUGUUUAUUUCUUAAAGCCAUAAUCUUUAAACAAAAAAAAAAACAAUACUUGAUGUCUGGUUACUGGGUUGGCAGAGGUAGAAUAAAAUCUUUCAUUUAAAAACAAAAUAAUUUACAAUAGAAAUAUAUUUAGAAUUCUAAAAUAAAUUCAGAAAAUAUAGAUUUUCCUUUAAACUAAAUAAGGAAUUCUUAAGAUGCCUUACAAAUUAUAGGGACCAAUGAAAAGAGAGAGGAAUAUUGUUUUAAAAUGAAACAUUUAUUUGCUGCACAAGGGAGUAGGGUUUCUAUGAAAAGCUCUACUUUGGGAAAAUAUUGAGCCUCUUAUUUUGAAAGGACAAAAGUCCACUGUGUCCAGACAUAAGUCAGCAGCUUUUUUUGCUUCUGUAAUGUUUACAUGUUGUUUUUCAUUUAUGUAGUUCUAUCUAACCCUUACUCUGCCACACAGAGGGACUGUGGCUAGAUUUGUUUAAACUAAAGGGUUUUGCCUUACCUCCUGACAUGGUUAAACUGCUAUGAGAAUAUAAGAAAGAUGUUUUGUAUCAACUUUACAAAUCACCAAACUGUUGUGUACAGUUUAGAAUUGUGUGGAAACGCUGUUUUGUGAAGCUUUUCUAUGUGGGGAUCUCUUACAUUUCUUUAAACAUUCCAGGUUAAGAAAUAUCACUGUGCCAAAUUUGUCUUUUGAAGACGGCACUUACAAUUUGAGACGUGUGUACAAAUAUUUUUGUACUGCCUUUUUUUGUAAUAUGUUUGCAUGUUGCGCAUCAAUCAGAACCCUUUAUCUUUUAUACAUCAGGAGUAUUUUUUGCAAUAAACAUCUCAAAUGUUUUUUAUACUGUGUUUUUGUAGCAUGUAAGUUUACAAAAUGUACUUAUUUUGUAUGAUCCAUUCCCUUUACAGGUAUCGUUAAUUACAGUGUAGGUUUACUCUUGGUCUUGACUGUGAAACCUCAGCCGUGUGAUCAAAGCUGGAGUCAGGUCAUGAGUUUGCAUGUUAGGGCCGGUCUAGAGCAGCCGUUUCAACAGGUACAGCUUGUCUUUCCUGUCUCAGA
This is a messenger RNA of Cheilinus undulatus (humphead wrasse), 3353 nucleotides long. It is a transcript of the gene smarcd2, whose product is annotated as SWI/SNF related, matrix associated, actin dependent regulator of chromatin, subfamily d, member 2. The transcript is spliced from 13 exons. NCBI's taxonomy places the organism in Eukaryota, Metazoa, Chordata, Actinopteri, Labriformes, Labridae. Gene Ontology annotation, cellular component: nucleus; SWI/SNF complex. Gene Ontology annotation, biological process: regulation of transcription by RNA polymerase II. The coding region runs from base 422 to 1927 and encodes 501 amino acids. The record is from RefSeq and is a predicted model, not a curated record.